Messenger RNA from Daldinia caldariorum, 885 nucleotides. Its product is annotated as pinin/SDK/memA/ protein conserved region-domain-containing protein. The coding region runs from base 1 to 885 and encodes 294 amino acids. The record is from RefSeq and is a predicted model, not a curated record. Lineage: Eukaryota; Fungi; Ascomycota; Sordariomycetes; Xylariales; Hypoxylaceae. Gene Ontology annotation, cellular component: catalytic step 2 spliceosome. The transcript has 4 exons.
AUGUCGACUAGCGAUACCUCUCCCAAUGGUCGUAGCCCGGAGCGCGAAACCAUUGCUACCUCUAAAGCAGAUAAAGAGCAGCGCCGUUCGAACAAGCGCAAGGCUUUGUCGCCCUCGCCGAGCGAAGACAAGUCUAGCCAGUCGCCGAAGAGAUCGAGAAUUAGCGACGACGCGAGGGAAGAAGAUGGUAUCGGUACCGCCAAGCCGCUGCCCGCACCAAAGGAGCCUUCUACAGAUCGUCGCGAAAGCGCGCUGCAGGAGGAGAGGAGACGCGGAAAGCGCCUAUUCGGCGGUUUGCUAAACACACUAAGUCAAACUACCUCUAGCUCUCAGCAAAAGAAACGCCAAGAAAUCGAGCGACGACAGCAGGCGAGAGUUCACCAGCAAAGGGCUGAAGAUGAUAAAAACAGGGAAGAAAAGUUGGCGAAAUUAAGAAGCGUACGGCAGUUGGAACAGCUCAAAUUCGACGAGCGAGUAAUGCAAAACAAGCAUGCGAAUAUGCUCGCGACAGCACGCUUUUUGGAAACCAAGAGCACACCUAAGAUAUACUAUUUACCGUGGGAUCUCACAGAAGAGCAAGAAGAUACCAUCAAAGAGCAGACCCGGGAGGCCGAGGACAUCAUCGACAAGGAAGCCCUCGAUUUCAAGCAGCGCAAAGAACAGAGGCUCAAGGCGUUAGGUGUCGCGGUCAACCCGGCUACAUCCGAACCAACCAAGGACACGGCGGAUGAAAAUACUAAUAAAGAACACCCUCCGAACUCUCCACAAUCCAACGAUACCAAUCACCGCCCGCCUUCUCGCGCUGGUAAGGUUGGUCACGAACGGGAGUCUGAUAGGGCCGACGACGUUGUGAUAGAAGAGGUUGAGGACACGGUUAUUUACUGA